This is a messenger RNA of Ceratina calcarata, 315 nucleotides long. Its product is annotated as trihydrophobin. Lineage: Eukaryota; Metazoa; Arthropoda; Insecta; Hymenoptera; Apidae. The record is from RefSeq and is a predicted model, not a curated record. The annotation marks the transcript as partial. The transcript has a single exon.
AAUAGCGGUGCUAACAAGGGUGGUAGUCAAAGUGGUAACAACGGUGGAUCUUCCACCACUGGCGGUAACUCCGGCAGUGGCAACAAUGGAAGCAAAGGUGGUAGUUCCGGUAACGGUGGCAGUCAAGGAGGCAUUUCCAUUGGCGGUCAAGGAAGCUCUUCUGAUGGCAAUAGCGGUGCCAACAAGGGUGGUAGCAACGGUGGAUCUUCCAGCACUGGCGGUAACUCUGGCAAUGGCAACAAUGGAAACAAGGGUGGUAGCUCUGGUAACGGUGGCAGUCAAGGAGGCAUUUCCAUUGGCGGUCAAGGAGGCACU